UCGGCCCGAGUCGUGCCAUGGAGCUGCACCACAUUCUACACUCGAGUGCGUCCUCUGAGGCGGCGUGGCGCUCCGGUGCGUGGACGGCCGAAGAAGAUCAGUAUCUCGCUGCCCUUGUCCAUGCCUUUUGCAACGGCCUGCUUCCAGCUGUGCCCCGAAACACGCAACUCCGCGGGUACCUCGCGAUCGAGCUCAGCUGCAACCCGAUGCGCGUCUCCAAAAAGCUCGGUCUCGGUCACCUUCUUGGCGAGCGACUGCCUCCCCGUGUCGGACGGCGCAUGUACCAGCCAAACGACGACGCUGGGAUGGCACGUAUUCAAACGACAGCGCAAGCACUCAACGAUCUCCGUCAGUCGUUUAUCGCCGCCUCGACGCGUCAAUCACAAGAGCGAGUGGUGCGAUCGCCGUCCUCCUCAACAACAAAAGCGAGCCGCGGUGGCAGCUGGUCGUGGGCCGAACAGGCGUACACGCUGCAGCUCAUUCGAUGCUUUGUGCAAGGCUAUGUCAACGUGCCGAGUGGCACGACGUUGCGGUCGUUUCUGGCGCGCCAGCUGCAGUGUUGUCCGAUGCGCGUGUCCAAGAAGCUGGGAUCGCGGUCGCUCUGUGGUGCCCAUUUGCCGCCGCGACUGGGGCGGGCGACAUUUGUCGCGCCACAGAAUUUGUCGCCGGCUCAGCAAACAGCAGCGAUGCGAGCUCUCGACAAGCUGCAGAGAUUGGACGACGCGCGUCGAUCUAGGAAGGAGUAGGGGCCGUGUGUUGUAGGUUUAGGUGUCGUAGUGCUUGUGCGGUGGGCAGCCAUCGACGCUUGUUAGGAGAUCGAUAG
This is a messenger RNA of Saprolegnia diclina VS20, 823 nucleotides long. RefSeq lists its product as hypothetical. The record is from RefSeq and is a predicted model, not a curated record. The transcript has a single exon. Bases 18 to 746 code for a protein of 242 amino acids. NCBI's taxonomy places the organism in Eukaryota, Oomycota, Saprolegniomycetes, Saprolegniales, Saprolegniaceae.